GGAUCGCGAUCGGGAACUUUGCGAAAUACCCCCUGUAUUGGAUCGCAACUAUCGAUCGCGAUCCAAUUAUUGGCAAAAUGCCACCUGACAUUCUCAUAUGGCCCCUGGGUGGCUGGGUUCAGAUCGGGUCCUCCCUCCCGUACGCCGCCGACCUCCGCCGCCGCCGGAGGCCGCAGCGGUAUCUGACCGGCCGGCCGCACGCCAACGCCAUUCGCCGCGGGACGGAGCUCGCACCGGCUGGGCAUGGCGGCAUGCAUAGCAAGCUCCAGCAGUGGCAUACCCGACACGUGUUUUUCCACACGACCACACACGCUUGGCCUUCGACGGUCAGUUCCAGACCCUACGCCGCGCCGGCUCCGGCAGCAAGAAACCACUGAUGAUCUCCCCAUCAGGUUAGCAGAAACUCACUGUGUCAAUGCUGAUGCAUAAUGAUAUUCAGAUUAGCAGAUACCAUCAUGGGAUCAUAAUGUGGUGCCGGACAUACUGGCAUGCUGCCAAUGAUAAAAAAAAAUUGGUCAUCUCAAUAUCGUCUGACUCAAUUGGUCAAUAAGAAGUACAGACAAAGCUCUAGUAUUGGUCUUCUAUCAACUGCUAUUUCCAGCUGACAGCACUUCCAGUUCCAUAUAGUAUAAGCUAAUGCAGUUCUACCAGAACAAAAUAAAUUUUGCAUAAAUUUAAUGGAUCACUGAUAUGCUGCUUCCAUAGAUGCUGGCAAUCCAGGCAGCCACUUGGCAAGAGCACGUUUUCACCAACUGGUCCUUUGCUGAAACACCAAAGAAUACCCGUGUCAACAUCAAGUAUGUCUUUUUGCCUUCUAUACUUACCUAUUGCGUACAAGACACAGAAAAACCCAAUGAUGUAUUUAUCAUAGUAUCAGGACUUAGUCACUCCUUCAAAAUCCACAGCAUAUUAUUCAACUGUCUCCAUAACUGCACUCUGCAAUUUGUUCUCUCUGGUUAGCUACACACCAAAAUGUUGGCAUCGCUGCCUGAAAGCCAUCAUUCUGACCUUAUCCUCAGUUUCUCACUACCCAAGUCCACGACGCAAACCAUGGUCAAUUCAUCUGAAUGUUCAAGUGCAGAGCAGCCACCGUGAAGUAUCAUAUCCUAACUGUAAAGUUAUAGGGGGACCCACCUUUAAGCCCGGUACAUUAUCUUGAUUGAACUAUUAAAGCAGCGUCACUGUCCAUAUGGACUUUUCUUGAGCUCUGAUAGCAGCAAAGGUUGACUAGAACUGGCUGCUAGAGACUGCUGUAUACUUCACCAUUAAUGUGCAGAAAGAAAACUGAAACAAUUUGAACCCCAUGUCCCCAUAGCACUCUGAAUUUGACCAGGAAUGAUGUUUUGCUUUCAGGAUUGAGACAAAAAUUAGGCAUAACACAGGAUAUAAGUAGUUGUGCAUUCAUUGUCCAAAAGCAUACUCUGCAACAAUGGCUUUUUCUCUUGCAACUGUCCUUGCUACUGCUUCCAUCCUCUCUUUCUUUGCUCUAAUUCCAAGAGCUGCGUCCCGUGACAUUCUCUCACUGGGUUCGUCCCUCAGAGUUGAAUCCUACCAAACCAACAUCUUACAAUCAUCAGAUGGAACUUUCUCCUCUGGCUUCUACGAAGUCUAUACCAAUGCCUUCACGUUCUCAAUAUGGUACUCCAAGGCAGCCAACAAGACCAUUGUCUGGAGCGCAAACCCUGACCGUCCUGUACAUGCCAGGAGGUCUGCUGUAACCUUGCGGAAGGAUGGAAACAUGGUCCUUAUGGAUUAUGAUGGCACAGUCAUGUGGCAAGCUGAUGGCAACUUCACAAAUGUUCGUCAUGCUCAUCUUUUGAACACUGGGAAUCUCAUCAUCGAGGAUUCAAGAGGUAACACCGUCUGGCAAAGUUUUGAUUCACCAACAGACACUUUCCUGCCAACACAACACAUCACUGCUACCACAAAGUUAGUCCCUACAACUCAAUCGCAUAGUCCUGGUAACUAUAUCUUCCGUUUCAGUGACCUUUCAGUACUAUCACUUAUAUAUGAUGUGCCUGAAGUUUCGGAUGUAUACUGGCCAGACCCUGAUCAAAAUCUCUACCAGGAUGGCCGAAACCAGUAUAACAGUACGAGGUUGGGAACCCUUGGUAAUAGUGGGAUCCUUGCAUCAAGCGAUUUUGCUGAUGGCCAACCACUUGUGGCCUUGGAUGCAGGGUCAAACAUUAAUAGAAGACUAACUCUUGACCCUGAUGGAAAUCUCCGUCUGUAUAGCUUGAAUGACUCAGAUGGGUCAUGGUCAGUUUCAAUGGUAGCAAUGUCCCAACCUUGCAAUAUUCAUGGUUUAUGUGGUCCUAGUGGAAUCUGCCAUUACUCACCUAAACCUACAUGUUCAUGCCCACCAGGUUAUGUGAUGAGAAACCCAGGUAACUGGACUGAAGGUUGUAUGGCUAUCGUUAACAUAACAUGUGAUCAUUAUGACAAAAAAUCUAUGAAGUUUGUGAAACUUCCCAAUACAGAUUUUUGGGGGUCAGAUCAGCAACAUCGUCUGUCAGUUUCUUUUCAGACUUGUAGGAAUAUUUGUAUCAGUGACUGCACCUGUAAAGGCUUUCAAUAUCAGGAGGGUACAGGAUCAUGCUAUCCAAAAGCUUAUCUUUUCAGUGGAAGAACUUACCCGACAAAGGAUGUAAGGACUAUAUAUCUCAAGGUUCCAAUAAAGGUGAGUGUUUUAGGUGUCGUUAUUCCCCAUUCCAAUGUGUUUGAUUCUGUGCCACGUCAGCUUGACUGUGAUCAGAUGAACAAAAGCAUCAGAAAACCAUUUCCAGAUGUGCACAAGACUGGUGGAGGAGAAUCAAAGUGGUUUUACUUCUAUGGGUUCAUAGCUGCAUUUUUUGUUGUUGAAGUUUCCUUUAUUUCAUUUGCAUGGUUCUUUGUUUUGAGAAGAGAGCUUAGGCCAUCAGAAUUAUGGGCAGCUGAGGAAGGUUACAAAGUAAUGACUAGUAAUUUUCGAAGGUAUAGUUACAGAGAACUUGUCAAGGCAACUAGAAAGUUUAAAGUUGAGCUAGGAAAGGGAGGCUCAGGGACUGUGUACAAAGGUGUCCUUGAAGAUGAUAGGCAAGUGGCUGUGAAGAAGCUGGAAAAUGUAAGGCAAGGCAAGGAAGAGUUUCAAGCUGAGCUAAGCAUAAUUGGGAGGAUCAAUCACAUGAAUCUUGUGAGGAUAUGGGGCUUUUGUUCAGAAGGAUCACAUAGGUUGUUGGUUUCUGAAUAUGUUGAGAACGGGUCACUGGCUAACAUUUUGUUCAAUGACAAAAACAAUAUCUUGUUGGACUGGAAGGGAAGGUUUGAUAUCGCGUUAGGUGUUGCAAAAGGGUUAGCAUAUCUUCACCAUGAGUGCUUAGAAUGGGUCAUCCAUUGCGAUGUGAAACCUGAGAACAUACUGUUAGAUGAAAAUUUUGAGCCUAAGAUCACUGACUUUGGGUUGGCAAAGUUACUAAACAGAGGUGGGUCCAACCAGAAUGUUUCCCAUAUAAGAGGAACAUUAGGUUACAUUGCUCCUGAAUGGGUAUCGGGUCUCCCCAUCACAGUAAAAGUUGAUGUAUACAGCUAUGGAGUUGUGCUCCUUGAGCUUUUAUCAGGCACCAGAAUUUCAGAGUUGGUUGAAGGUUCAGGUGAGGUGCAUGAUAUGCUUAGGAAGCUUGUCAGGAUGCUUUCUGAUAAACUGGAAGGGAAGGAACAGUCGUGGAUUGAUGGGUUUGUGGAUGCAAAACUGAAUCCGCCAUUCAACCCUGUGCAAGCAAGAACACUAAUCAAAUUGGCAGUGUCCUGCUUGGAGGAAGACAGAAGCAGAAGACCAACUAUGGAAUAUAUAGUGCAGACCCUCCUGUCAGCUGAUGAUUGAAUGGCUGAACGGACUAUAGGCCAUGUACAGCAUCGAUUAAUAUUUCCUGCUUGGUGGGAGAUAGAAGGAAUAGACCAACUCUGGAAUUUACACUUCCACUCCUGCUAUCAGCUCAUCAGGCUGAUAAUGUAUAAUUCUUAGACUAUCACUUCUUUUUUUUGCUUUUAUCUGUACAGAGUGUUUUUGGUUUGUCAGUUCAAGGUAUAACAUGUACUAGAACUUGGAUGUAAUAAUCAUCAUGCUAUCGGUAGCAAAACUACUGCCGCCAUGGAUGUAGGCGUUCCUCCUUAUCUGAAUAGCUGCCGUGUACUCUCACAAUUGCGAAAAGGUUGCUUUUGUUGUUCCUCAAACUUGUUUGAAGCCGGCAAUUCUCCUCUGGGGUUGGUGAUGGCUAAUAUGUUACCAGACCAGCACAGUGGACAAUGUAUGAAGUCCCGAAUUCUAUCAGAAAUUUCAGUUUUUUUUC
This is a messenger RNA of Setaria italica (foxtail millet), 4325 nucleotides long. RefSeq names its product putative receptor protein kinase ZmPK1. The record is from RefSeq and is a predicted model, not a curated record. Lineage: Eukaryota; Viridiplantae; Streptophyta; Magnoliopsida; Poales; Poaceae. Bases 1430 to 3859 code for a protein of 809 amino acids. Gene Ontology annotation, biological process: recognition of pollen; protein phosphorylation. Gene Ontology annotation, molecular function: ATP binding; protein serine/threonine kinase activity. The transcript has 2 exons.